CAGCCUUUCAUUAAAAAGCACAAUUCUUUCCAACAUUCAAAAUGUCCCCCCCAACCAACACCAACACCAUAACCGUCACCCUCCCCCAACUAUCCAAAACAAUCGACCACUCCCUCCUCCACCCCACCAUGACCGACAGUGACCUAACCACCGGGUUACAAAUCGCGCGCACCCAAAACGUCGCAACCGCAUGCAUAAAACCCUAUGCGAUCCCCCUCGCCCUCACCGAGCUCCGCGACACCACUGUCCGGAUCUGCGCCGUGAUCGGCUUCCCGCACGGCAACAGCACCAUCGCCAUGAAAGUGCACGAAGCUGGGGCCGCAGCGGAGGCCGCGGGACCGGGCAGUGAGAUCGACAUGGUGGUUAAUGUUGGGAAGGUACUCAGUGGGGAGUGGGGGUAUGUGCGGGCUGAGAUCGCGGGUGUGAAUGAGGCGGUGGUGAAGGCGGAGGCGACGCUGAAGGUGAUUUUUGAGAAUGAUUAUCUGGCGGAGGAGCAUGUUGUGGCGCUUUGUGAGAUAUGUACGGAGGUGGGGGUGGCGUUUGUGAAGACUUCGACGGGGUAUGGGUUUGUGAAGCAGGGGGAUGGGUCGUAUAAUUAUAAAGGCGCGACGGUGAAGGAUCUGAAGCUGAUGAGGGAGAAGGCGGGAGAGAAGGUGCAGGUUAAGGCCGCUGGGGGCGUGCGGACUCUGGAUGAUUUGCUGCAUGUGAUGAGUUUGGGGGUUACGAGGAUUGGCGCAACGGCGACGGUGGCGAUUUUGGACGAGGCGAGGAGGAGGGGAAUUGGGGAGGAGCCGACGGCGGUGGAGUUUAAGCCGAUGGGGGAGGAUGAAGUAGGUGGCUAUUAG
Messenger RNA from Aspergillus steynii IBT 23096, 845 nucleotides. Its product is annotated as 2-deoxyribose-5-phosphate aldolase. The coding region runs from base 42 to 845 and encodes 267 amino acids. Gene Ontology annotation, cellular component: cytoplasm. The transcript has a single exon. Gene Ontology annotation, biological process: deoxyribonucleotide catabolic process; carbohydrate catabolic process. The record is from RefSeq and is a predicted model, not a curated record. Gene Ontology annotation, molecular function: deoxyribose-phosphate aldolase activity. NCBI's taxonomy places the organism in Eukaryota, Fungi, Ascomycota, Eurotiomycetes, Eurotiales, Aspergillaceae.